AUGAGCGCAGACUCUGUGGGAGAGCGCGCUCGCCUCCGGCGCUACUCCAAACUCCCAGUGUGGGUCGUGGAGGAUCACCAGGAGGUCCUGCCUUACAUAUACCGGGCCAUUGGCUCAAAGCAUCUUCCUGCCAGUAAUAUAAGUUUUGUGCAUUUCGAUUCACAUCCAGACCUCCUUAUUCCUGUGAAUAUGCCAGCUGACACUGUGUUUGACAAGGAAACACUUUUUGGAGAAUUAAGUAUUGAGAAUUGGAUUAUGCCUGCGGUUUAUGCUGGCCAUUUUUCUCAUGUUCUAUGGCUUCAUCCCAUGUGGGCUCAGCAAAUCAGAGAGGGAAAGCAUCACUUUUUAGUAGGCAGAGACAUUUCUACCACAACCAUCAGGGUUACAAGUACAGAUCAUUACUUUCUAAGUGACGGUCUUUAUGUAACUGAAGACCAGCUAGAGAACCAAAAACCUUUGCAAUUGGAUGUGAUUAUGGUGAAACCUUACAAACUCUGUAACAAUCAAGAAGAAAAUGAUGCAGUGUCUUCUGCUAAGAAGCCAAAGCUAGCACUGGAAGAUGCAGAAAACACUGCCUCUACUAACUGUGACUCUUAUUCAGAAGGACUGGAAAAGGACACAGUGACACAGAAGAAGGGCCAAACUUGCCUAGAGCAGUCACGUCCAUGCUUUUCUGAAAGCCAAGAAUGCCAGACAACAGUCAGCACUGGGGAAAUUCUAGAAAUUUUGAAGAAAGGGGAUGCAUUUGUUUUGGAUAUUGACUUGGAUUUUUUUUCAGUCAAGAAUCCCUUCAAAGAAAUGUUCACUCAGGAAGAAUACAAAAUCUUACAAGAGUUGUACCAAUUUAAAAAGCCUGAUACCAACCUGACAGAGGAAGAUUUGGUAGAUUGUGUUGAUACUCGAAUUCAUCAGUUAGAAGAUUUAGAAGCUGCUUUUGCUGAUUUGUGUGAUGGUGAUGAUGAAGAAACUGUACAGAAAUGGGCUUCAAACCCUGGAAUGGAAUCACUAAUUCCACUUGUACAGAGUUUGAAAAAACGGAUGGAAGUACCAGACUAUGAAAUGGUUCACCAGGCUGGUCUAACCUGUGAUUAUUCAGAACUUCCUCACCAUAUCAGCACAGAACAAGAAAUUGAGUAUCUUAUUCAGUCUGUAUAUUAUUUACUGAAAAAUUUACCAAAACCUACUCUCGUGACAAUUGCAAGGUCAAGUCUGGAUGAUUACUGUCCUUCUGAGCAAGUCGACACCAUUCAAGAAAAAGUCCUUAAUGUGCUGAGCUCCCUGUAUGGGGCUGUAGACAUUCACCUGGUGUAUUUAGCAGAGUGUUCUCCAUCUUGA
Puma concolor (puma) is the source of this 1335-nucleotide messenger RNA. RefSeq names its product chromosome A1 C5orf22 homolog (gene CA1H5orf22). The record is from RefSeq and is a predicted model, not a curated record. NCBI's taxonomy places the organism in Eukaryota, Metazoa, Chordata, Mammalia, Carnivora, Felidae.